GGGGGGGAAGUCCUACUCAGAGAGAGAGAGAGAGAAAGAGAGAGCGAGAGAGAGAGAUAUGAGAGAGUUCGACACAGACAGAGGUAGAAGAGGGAGCCCUGAGGAGCUAAAAAGGGGCAGGACAAACUAGCCACGCGCCUCGCACACACAGACCCACCGGAGUACAGGUGGACGUGGACACUGCACGGACUUGGAGACAGAACCAAUGGAGAUCAGCCUCUCAUGACAACAACAACAACAACAACAACAACUUGACUCUUCCUGAAUUCUACAGCACCACGUUCUACCCUACACUCCUUCAAUAGGGACUGGAGAGACAGAUCACCCAGACUUACAGUUGAAGUAUCAUCCCAGACUGUAUAAACAACUGACUUCCCUUAACAUAGACACUGUUAUCUCCUCUAAAAACAACCCAAAUAAACCAACUGACAGCUGGAAUUGCAGAGGGAUCAGACUGAGAACUGCCUGGGCCUCAGCUCAGUACAGGAUAUAAAGGACUAAAACGUGACUCCCAGCAUUGACUCCUGGAUGGAUGGAUGAGAAUAAGAAAAGAGAAAGAAAGAAAAGAUAUAGCUGACGUAUCGGCCAGUGGCGUCUCUGAAACUCGUAGCUGCUCUUUGGAGUGACCUUUUCUAGAGGGAAAUGUUGUUUCUCACUCCGUCCGAACCAAAGGACAGGAAGCUUUGAAACACACGGCCCCCCUGGUCCCCCCCCCCCUCUUUGGCAUUGUUGAGUCUAAAGUGCUGCUCGCUUUCUCCGCAAGAAAAAUAAUCUGUCAGGGAGAGAUUGCAAUACAGUCAACAGGCAUGUUUGGGUGGUUGGACUAAGAAAGGAAAGAGAGAAUGAUUGGAAGAAAGGGGGAGGAAGAGAAAAUAAUCGUCUGGGUUUUGGAGAAAAAUAAAGAUUUAGAGGGAGGCAAGACAGACGCAAACAGAAACAGAACAGUUUGAUGGUUUCUCAGCCUUUCUCCUUUAGCUGGAGAUUUGAAGUAGAGCACAUCGUUAUUGGGAACUGAUCCAGCGUGCUGUGUGUCUGUGGAGCUCCCAGCCCGCUUUAGUCUCCUGGGAUAUCCCUGAUACUGUUUCUGGUCCUGUUCUCCCAUCCGUCACCCUCUCUCCUUGCUAGCUAGCUAGCUACAGGACUACGGGACUAAAGGAAAACCUUAAGGAGGAAUACUGAAGGAAGUCUGGGGGAAGAGGUGUCCAGCAGCAGGAGAAGCAACAUGGAUAGCUAAGAUUCUCUUUAUCCCCACUGGUGAUUCACUUUUUUUGCUCCACUCGCUCCAAAAGAGGAGUGUCUGAACUUACUCUGAACGCUCCACAAACGGUGAUCCUCAAGCUGACACACAGACCAAACCAGGGGGGGGCCGCAGACGGUCUGGGUAGAAGAAGAGACAGAAACUGUGGAGCAAACCAGAGGAGAACAAGAGAGGCUCCAGAACUCCUCCAGCAGAGCAACAAAGAGAUGGAGACGGAGAGGGGUCAUAUGUCCGUGAGGAGAGGGGUAAGCUGGAGCCCAGGUGGAGGGAGGAAGCCCCUUCAGAGGGUGCAUGGCGGGAACACGGACACCGGCAAAAGAGAGAGUGACGCAUCUUCAGAAAGGCGGGACUACAAAGCGAUCAAAGGACAGGCGACAUCAACCUCCACCAAUCAGCUGACUCGGAAAACCAACCUGACGCGUAGUGCCAGCCUAUCAGAGAAGGAGUUGAAGGAGGCAAGGGUGAGGUCACAGAUCAUCGCGGCCCAGCUGACCGUCCCGUCUGGCUGCUCCAACUCCCGCGGAGUCCAGCUCUUCAACCGCCGCAAGCAGAGGGUCGACGCCUUCACGCUAGAGAGCUGCGGGAAAAGAACGGGAGGAGAGGAGAGAGACGGAGACAACAGGAACAACAACCUGACAUGGGAAGGGGAGAGGGAGGGUCCUAGUGGAGGGACAGAGACAGACAGACAACUGACAUGGGAAGGGGAGAGGGAGGGUCCUAGUGGAGGGACAGAGACAGACAGACAACUGACAUGGGAAGGGGAGAGGGAGGGUCCUAGUGGAGGGACAGAGACAGACAGACAACUGAACUGGAAGAAGGGCAGCGAGACAAAACCACCACUCUGGUCGCCACCUUUUGGAAGUGAGGUCACAGGAAGUGACAUCAUGGAGGACCCAGGUGACGAGCACAUCUACGAGGAAGUGGACGCGAUACAAGAGAGACACUUCCAGCCAGUGAACGAGAGAGAAGAGGAGGAGGAAGAGAGGAGUGGAGAGAGAGAAAGAGAGGAGAUAUACGAGGAUAUUGAGGGUGAAGUGAAGGAUGAGAUUAUAUCAGUAAAUGACAACAACACUGGUCCAGUCAGAGAGGAAGUGGGGAUGAAUAGGGGGUCAUACACAUACCCCACAGCUCCCCCUGAGAGCUGGCAUAAUGGCUUCCACAGCACCCAGGGCUCUGCUGGAGAGAUCCAAAAUGGCGGGCGAGCUUCUAUGUCCCUGUCCAGACAGACCCCCACCAUCGUCAACCGGACAGCCAGACCCUUCUUCUCCCCACCCACCAUACAGCUUAAGUCCCCAGAGGCCAGGAAUCCUGUCAUGGAUAAAAACAUACCUCCAGCUCCCUCCUAUCUGACCUCCACUCCUCCCCCAGCCCCCUCCUACUCCACUCCCCCUCUCCCUGCUUUCACUGCCACUCGCCCUGUCGCCUUUUCCCCUCCGUCUUGCCCUGUCACCUUUUCCCCUCCGUCUUGCCCUGUCACCUUCUCCCCUCCUCCCCCUCUUUCCUCAUGCCCCAUGCCUCCUCUCCCAGCCUUCCCCAUCCAUCCUCCUCCUCCCUCCCAGUCUCUCUCCAGUCCUCCUCCCAAGUCUACUGUCAUGUUCCCUAGGUCUACACCCGUCCCCCAGUACAACCCUGCUCCUACAGCUGCCCCGGUGUCCCAGUAUCUACCCCCCAACCCUCUUGUCACCCAAUUCAUCCCUCCUCCAACCUCCCCCAGAGCCAACACCUUUGUCCCCUUCACCCCUCAGCCUAUUGGUCAACAGAACCAGCAGCAGCCAAUCAAAACGGGCAUUCUGGAGAAAGGGGCGGCGGCCAUCAGACGAUCAUCAACAGCCAGGAAGUCCAUGUUCACCUUUAAGGAGAAGUCUGUCAUGGCACCCAACCCUGAACUCCUCUCUCUGGUACAGGGGAACGAUGAUAGGAAGAAGCACGGCCUCCGCUCCGUUCCCGACUCAGCCCCAGAGGAGGAGGUGUUGGUUCUGGGGGCCGAGGCCUCUAACUUCUUAGCCAAGGAGGAGGUGAAGGCGGAGGCUGCCAACGUGCCGGAGUGGUCCUCCUGUCUCAAGAGCUCCAGAACCAGGGAACCCAGGGGGCAGCACCAGCCAGAGCAGACCCUGACCAACGCAUCAGGGAAGGGGGCCGAGCUGUUCGCUAAGCGCCAGUCCAGGAUGGAGAAAUACGUAGUGGAGAAACAGAAUGUCUCCGGUGGUGGAGGUGGCCAGAUGAGGUCUCCAUCUCCCACCGCGUCUCUGCCGCCAUCUUGGAUCUAUCCAUCUAAUAUGCCUGGCCGGGUCAAAGCUAUCGCUAACAACACUGACCUCAGCGCCAGGCUGACACGGACCCUCCAGACCCCUCAGCCUGGGAACAGGAGGCCCAGCCAGCAGGCUUCAACCCCAGCCCCGGUCCCUGCAGAACCAACCCUGGAGUACGGCUGCACCAAGAUAGAGAUGGACCUCUCCAGGCACCAGCCCUACCAACUCAACUCCUCCCUGUUCAUCUUCAACCCAGUCCAGGACUCUACCAGCACCGUGCUGAGCGCUCUGCCCCGAGUGCCCCCUCCACCACCCAAACCCCUGAUCUCAUCUGAGGCCUACACCAGGCAGGCCUCACUGCCCUCCUCCAACCCUCAGUCACACAACUACAACAGCCUGCCCCGAUUCAGGCCUACCAUGUCCCCGUCACUUCAGCCCCCAUCAGGAGGAAUUAGAGGUGGGGAUAAUUAUCCUCCACAACACGGGGGGACUCCACAGCUGAGGGACCCCAGGAUCACCUCUCCUGUCUCUGCCUUCUCUCCGGAGAGAGUGGCCUCUCCUCGGCCGAGCAUCCAGGCACCCAGACCCACCUUCUCUGCCAAGAGGGCAGGGAUCGAACCCCAGGUGUGGAGGCCUUCUUUCUUCUUCUACUGAUAUAUUUACUCUGUUUCUCCUCGGUUUCUACUCUGCUUCUACUCGGUUUCUACUCUGUUUCUC
Molecule: messenger RNA, 4224 nt
Organism: Oncorhynchus gorbuscha (pink salmon)
Lineage: Eukaryota; Metazoa; Chordata; Actinopteri; Salmoniformes; Salmonidae
Product: synaptopodin-like
Exons: 4
Coding region: 1465-4161 (898 amino acids)
Biological process (GO): positive regulation of actin filament bundle assembly
Cellular component (GO): actin cytoskeleton; nucleus; Z disc
Molecular function (GO): actin binding
Source: RefSeq, a predicted model, not a curated record